This is a messenger RNA of Phaedon cochleariae (mustard beetle), 954 nucleotides long. Lineage: Eukaryota; Metazoa; Arthropoda; Insecta; Coleoptera; Chrysomelidae. The record is from the annotation of a GenBank genome assembly.
AUGGACGAGAAAACCGCCCUGGUGCUGGCCUUGCAGCUAGUGGCCCUCUUCUCCAUAGCCGGCGCCCUGCUGCUCUACCUGCUGUGCAAGAUCCGGGCCUCCAGCACGGAUCUGCUGGACGGCAGCACUCCGGGGGCGGGCAAACCGGUGCUGGUCACCUCGGCCGAUACCGCCAUUGGGCUGCAGAUCGCCAUCCAUUUGGCGAACAGAGGCUUCCGAGUGUUCGCCGGCCUCAAAGACGGAGCCUCUACAGGCUCAGCAGAGGACUCCGCUUCCUCCAAGGUCAUCAGCGCGUGGCAGAAGCACAGGGAGAGCGUUCAGGGACAGGGGGUGCUAGUCGCUCUGCCUCUCGACGUCACUAGGGAGGACCUCCUCCACGAAGCCGUGGACGUUAUCAGAGCCCAUCUGCCGGCCGGAGAGGACGGCAUCUGGGCCGUAGUAAACACCAGCGGCCUGUCCUACCGCGGCCGUCUCGACCAGCAAGACAACUCCCACUGGGACGCCAUGCUGAAAACCAACGUCGUCGGCGUCCUGCGCACCGCCAGAAAACUCCGACCACUGCUGCGCAACGCGGGCGGGCGCAUCAUCACGGUGGGCGCUACCGAGCAAUUGGGUGCAGGUCUGGUCGCCUACGCGGCCAGCCGAUUCGCCGUAGAGGGCGCUAGCAAGGCGCUCAGGCAGGAAUUGGCGCCAGUGGGGAUCAAAGUGGUGACGAUCAAUCCUCAGGGGAUCAUGCCCGAGUUGCUGUUUUCCGUUCCGAAGCUGAGCAGUAAACAGGGCCAAGAAGAUACAACGGUGGAGAUGACAGGAUGCAUGAACUAUCAGCCAGUAGUUCUAUCUUCCAGGGCUCUCCAUAUCCUGGAUGUAGCCUUGACCAGUAGAAAACCAAAGGACAAUUAUAGCUUGGAGGAGAAACCGUGGUGUAAACCCUUCGAAAUCCUAAAGAUAGUUUAG